Messenger RNA from Varroa destructor (honeybee mite), 597 nucleotides. RefSeq names its product mitochondrial ribosomal protein S33 (gene mRpS33). Lineage: Eukaryota; Metazoa; Arthropoda; Arachnida; Mesostigmata; Varroidae. Gene Ontology annotation, cellular component: mitochondrion. The record is from RefSeq and is a predicted model, not a curated record.
AAGGCUGCUGUUUCAGGUGAGGUCGUUAGUUGAAUUCGGUGACUGCAAUGGGUUGCAAGUAAUCCAGUGCUCAGGUCGUGAUCCAAGAACGCGUAACAAAUACAAUGUCAUCAUCUCCGUACGCCAUGCGCAUGGCGCAUCUUUCUGCGCGCGUAUUCGGAGAAGUUGCGCGGCCGACAAGCCGAAAGUCGCACCGAGUUAUACAACUAUUUAGUGAGAAGCCUUGGGAUCUCCGUCACAACCAAACUGAUGGUUAUUAUCCACCACAUCACGACUGGAGUGUUCUCAUGUUUCGCCUGCGGAUGCACGGCCUAUACCGCGACGAGCAUCUAGACUUUAAGGAUGAAAUGAAACGAAUAAAUAUUUUACGAGGCAAAAGCCCGCCCAAGAAAGGAGAAGGAAGACGAACCAAGAUUGCACAGUAGUAAAAUAGUUAUUGAACUCCAUUCAUCAGUCAGCAUUCUGGUUAAAACAGUUGCCUGCCAGUGAGAACAGAAUUACUUCAAUUCAUCAUAAAAAGUAUGAGCUAAUGUAGCAUAAUAUAAUAGUUUAUGAUAAUAAACCUAUAUCUCAAAUUGUGUUUAUAUUAUAUGUAUA